This is a messenger RNA of Meloidogyne enterolobii, 475 nucleotides long. Lineage: Eukaryota; Metazoa; Nematoda; Chromadorea; Rhabditida; Meloidogynidae. The record is from the annotation of a GenBank genome assembly.
UUGAGUGAAUGUUAUCAUCCGAUAUUUUGAUAAAAACUUCUAAAAUUAUUUUUCUACAGUUCUGUGCCCUCCAAACCAUAUAAUGCUUAAUGGCCAGUGUUUGCCACUUGUAGGAGUCGGAGAACGAUGUAUGUAUGAUUUGCAGUGUAGGACUCGCCCCGGCGACCACCCUUUGAUUUGCAGGAAUUUUGCUUGUUAUUUUAUAGGGACAAAUGUUGGAGCUGGUUAUCCAUUUGUUUGGGACCCGAGAGGGGCUCAGCUAUCUUUUCCAAAGUGUCGGAAUCCAAGUGCAGAUGUGGAAGUGAGUGGAGGCAUCCCAAUAGACUGUGUCUACAAGAAAUGUUCCCCAGGCUAUCAUUGCGAGUAUAAUAAUCUUUAUAAGGGAGGACAGUAUAUUUGUUGUGGAAUAAGUCCAGAAAAUCCUAUUUAUGGUGAGUUUAGUAAAGAUAUAAUUAAUAAUAACCUUGGGAUAUAA